AGACGACAGCAAUGCAGCAACAACAACAGCAGCAGUUGCUGCUACAGCAGCAGCAGCAACACGACGACAAACGAUAUGAUGUGCAUUAUUUGUUGAAACAGUUAAAUAGUUUUAGUGAUAUAGAAGAAAUAGAAAUUGUUGAUAUGAAGCAAAGACAGCAACAGCAGCAGCAGCAACAACAGCAACAUAGACAGCAGCAACAGUCUCAGGCACAGCCACAGCCACAACAAGCGAAGCCCGCUACUGCCAGCUCCUUGGAGCUCAUGUCGCUACCAGCUCUGGCCGCCCGCACACCUUCAUCGCAAUCGCACAAGGGCAACUUUAUGCUGGGCGUGGAUGCAGCUGGCGGCAGCACGCAACGUUUGCAAUUCGAUGAUUAUUUAUUCGAAUCGUGCCAUUAUCUGGAGACAAACUACUUUGCGGCUAACUAUCGCACUGCCAUGGUCGAGAGCAGCUCCCACGAGUUUCGCCACUCAACCACCACGCCCACUAGCACGCGCUCCGAAAGCUUUGAGCUGCAUGAAAUGCAACCCGCGAGCGUCAACUGUCAGUCGCUGCCACCGCCGCCCAUGGGCAUGCCGCAGCAACAGGCCGAGGUGCGUUUAACUAGCAGCGGCGUGCAAACUGAACUGAGCAGCAGCAAGCAUGAGGAUGAGGACAGUCCGCCCAGCAGCAGCAGCACAGCGGCGUUCUUUAGCUGCUGCUAUACGCCCAUUGGUCGCUGGCGUCAGCGGCGUCUCGAUGCCCACAAGGCGAGCAGCAGCCAUCCCGUCUGACAGCUGCUGUCACUUCAG
Molecule: messenger RNA, 794 nt
Organism: Drosophila busckii
Lineage: Eukaryota; Metazoa; Arthropoda; Insecta; Diptera; Drosophilidae
Product: centrosomal and chromosomal factor-like
Exons: 1
Coding region: 12-776 (254 amino acids)
Source: RefSeq, a predicted model, not a curated record